Messenger RNA from Paracoccidioides lutzii Pb01, 324 nucleotides. RefSeq lists its product as hypothetical. Gene Ontology annotation, cellular component: extracellular region. Bases 1 to 324 code for a protein of 107 amino acids. The transcript has a single exon. The record is from RefSeq and is a predicted model, not a curated record.
AUGAAGAUCUCAAUCAUUCUCUCCACUGUUCUCGCUCUCACCACCUACACCUCCGCAACCGAUUGCUACGGCAAAAAGGCAUGUAAAGUUGGUGGCUGCCAACUUUCUGAUGUUCUAAAUGCGAUACCUCCUAGGAACUUCAGAAAGAACGAGCAAAUUGCCUGUUGUAAGCGCGCAAACGGGGGCAACCGCCUAUGUGCAUGGGCGACGCAUGAGAAUGGAUAUAUGAACUGGCUGGUUGCCAGACACCAGGUUCAGGAGUUAAUGACAUAUGGAUGCCGAAGAUGUGGGCAUCACGACGGUAUCAGAGUCGAUGUUCGCUGA